Pseudoliparis swirei is the source of this 5469-nucleotide messenger RNA. It is a transcript of the gene disp1, whose product is annotated as dispatched homolog 1 (Drosophila). NCBI's taxonomy places the organism in Eukaryota, Metazoa, Chordata, Actinopteri, Perciformes, Liparidae. The transcript is spliced from 10 exons. The coding region runs from base 239 to 4963 and encodes 1574 amino acids. The record is from RefSeq and is a predicted model, not a curated record. Gene Ontology annotation, cellular component: membrane.
GAGACACAACCCGCUCGCCCCGAAACUUGUUGUUUCCUUUUCGCGGGGCGCGCAGUUUGUUUAACUUUGCGGGGACAUCUUUGCGACUUAUAAACCGAGGGGAUUCUUUUAUUUUUUCUUCUUCUUCUUGGCGGCAACGAAGCGCCGCGUGCUGCGGAUCCGACCAGCGGCGAGCAGCGCGCAGCCCCGCGGGGAGACGCGAGCACACGAGGAGUGACCGUGUCCUUGGGAGCGGACCAUGGCCCUGAGCGACGCCCACGGCGACCCUCUGGCCCUCGGCAACGGAGGGCGCCAUCCUCUCGCCGCCAAUGGACACACCCCCUCGAGUGCCGGCGGCCAGCAGGAGCCCCUCGCCGCCGCAGAUGACGGGGACGAGGCGUCCAAAGUUCAGCAGAGGUCGCACGUCAUCCAGAGGGCGAACCGGCCGAGCCAAAACGGCAACGCGGUCAAACAGAACGGCUCGCUGAGGAACCUCCCCGUGUCCUCUUCCUCCUCCUCCUCCUCUUCCUCCUCCCCCCCGGCUCUCACAGACUCCCGACGACCGGCCAGGCGCCACCUUUCCUCCAGCCCCUCCCCUUCCCUCCAGCCGCUGCCCCUCGGCUGCCAGCACUGUCACCUCCAGUCCGCCGCGCCGUGCUGCCCCUGCGGACAGCCGGAGUGCCCGCUCUUUCAGAAUGCGCCGGCGGGGGCGGGGCCCUCCGGCUCCGCCCCCUACCCGGGGGCCGCGCCGUCCUGCCCGUGCUGCCUCAACGCCUGCGCGUACUCUCACCCCCCCCAUGCUCCUCACCCGUCCUCACCGCUCUGCCUCCAACAUCACCAGCGCUGGCAGGAGCACCUCCAGAACCAGGCGGCUGGAAUCAGAGCUGCGAGGCCCUUUCGGUUCCCCAAAAGCUAUGCCGAGCUGAUAGCUGAUUGGCCCGUGGUGGUGCUGGGCGUGUGCACAGUGCUCAUCGUGGUGUGUGCCCUGGUGAGCGUCCUGGUGCCCGACCUGCCCGACUUCUCUGACCCACUGCUGGGUUUUGAGCCACGGGGAACAGUCAUCGGGCAGCGGCUGGUCACGUGGAACAACAUGGUGAAGAACACGGGCUACAAAGCCACGCUGGCCAACUACCCCUUCAAAUACGCCGACGAGCAGGCCAAGAUCCACCAAGAGCCCCGGUGGCCCGACGACCACUUUGACCGAGACAAACGGCAAGCGGAGUGGGACUUCAGCAAAGAGUUCUUCUGCGAUGUGCCAGGCGACCGCUACGCUCGACUGGUGUUCACGUCGGCCGAGGGGAAGAACCUGUGGAACAUCCGGGGCAUCAAGUCGAUGUGCCACCUGGACAACACCAGGGUGCGCUCCCACCCCGACUACUGGAGCCUCUGCCAGCGCACCACCGACGCCUCCUGCUGCCCCAGCUGGACGCUCGGCAACUACAUCGCCUUCCUCACCAACCGCUCGUCCUGCCAGAAGAUCACGGAGCGCGACGUGUCGCACACGCUCAAGAUCCUGCGCUCGUGCGCCAAGUACUACCACAACGGCACGCUGGCGUCCGACUGCUGGGACGGCGCGCUGCGCCGCAAGGACCAGCACAAGUGCGCCGGCGUUCCCCGGAAGUGCGCCAAGCACAACGCUGUCUACCAGAUCCUCCACUUCCUGGUGGACAAGGACUUCCUCAGCCCCAAGAGUCUGGAGGACCCGCCGCCCGUGCUCAAGCACAGCAUGCUGUUCUCGCCCACGGAGAAGGGCGACACCAUGAUGAACAUCUACCUGGACAACUUCGAGAACUGGAACUCCUCGGACGGCAUCACCACGGUGACGGGCAUCGAGUUCGGCAUCAAGCACGACCUCUUCCAGGACUACCUGCUCACGGACACGGUGUACCCCGCCAUCGCCAUCGUCAUCGUCCUGCUGGUCAUGUGCGUGUACACGCGCUCCAUCUUCAUCACCCUGAUGACGAUCAUCGCCAUCAUCAGCUCGCUGAUCGUGUCGUACUUCCUGUACCGCCUGGUCUUCAACUUCGAGUUCUUCCCCUUCAUGAACCUCACGGCGCUCAUCAUCCUGGUGGGCAUCGGCGCCGACGACGCCUUCGUGCUCUGCGACGUGUGGAACUACACCAAAUUCGACAAGCCGCACGCCGAGCUGUCGGAGACGGUCGCCGUGACGCUGCACCACGCCGCGCUCUCCAUGUUCGUCACCAGCUUCACCACGGCCGCCGCCUUCUACGCCAACUACGUCAGCAACAUCACCGCCAUCCGCUGCUUCGGCGUGUACGCCGGCACCGCCAUCCUGGUGAACUACAUCCUCAUGGUGACGUGGCUGCCGGCCGUGGUGGUGCUGCACGAGCGCUACCUGCCCAGCGUGUUCCCCUGCGCCAAGCCGGCGCAGCCGCCCACGGGCUACUGCACCUGGGUGUUCUGGGCGGGGCUUUGCCAGAAGGCCAACCAGUGCCUGUUCACCGUCUCCGAGGGGUCCCGCAUCUUCUUCGAGAAGGUGCUGCCCUGCAUCGUCAUCAAGCUGCGCUACCUCUGGCUCUUCUGGUUCCUCGCCAUCACGGUGGGCGGGGCCUACGUGGUGUGCGUCAACCCCAAGAUGAAGCUGCCGUCCCUGGAGCUGGCCGAGUUCCAGGUGUUCCGCUCCUCGCACCCGUUCGAGCGCUACGACGCCGAGUACAAGAAGCUGUUCAUGUUCGAGCGGGUCCACCACGGCGAGGACCUCCACAUGCCCAUCACCAUCAUCUGGGGCGUGAUGCCCGUGGAUAACGGCGACCCCCUGAACCCCAAGAACAAGGGCAAGCUGAUACUGGACGACGACUUCAACAUCGCCAGUCCGGCCUCUCAGCUGUGGAUCCUCAACUUCUGCCAAAAGCUGAGGAACCAGAGCUUCAUCUUCCAGUCCGAGGAGCGGGACUUCACCAGCUGCUUCAUCGAGACCUUCAAGCAGUGGAUGGAGAACCAGGACUGCGAGGAGGCCUCCGUCUACCCCUGCUGCAGCCAGUCCACCUUCCCCUACAAGCAGGAAGUCUUUGAGCUGUGCAUCAAGAGAGCCCUCAUGGAGCUGGACCGGAGCACCAACUACCACCUGGACAGCAAGACCCCCGGGCCUCGCUUCGACAUCAACGACACCAUCAGGGCCAUCGUGCUGGAGUUCAAGAGCACCUACCUCUUCACGCUGGCCUACGAGAAGAUGUACCACUUCUACAUUGAGGUGGACGCCUGGAUCGCCGAGGAGCUCCGCUACGCCCCGGCGGGCCUCAAACAUGGCUGGUUCAUCAGCAACCUGGAGUUCUACGACCUGCAGGCCAGCCUGUCGGACGGCACUCUGGUCGCCAUGGCGCUGUCCGUCGCCGUGGCCUUCAGCGUCAUGCUCCUGACCACCUGGAACGUCAUCAUCAGCCUGUACGCCAUCCUGUCCAUCGCCGGCACCAUCUUCGUCACGGUGGGCUCCCUGGUGCUGCUCGGCUGGGAGCUGAACGUCCUGGAGUCCGUCACCAUCUCCGUCGCCGUGGGGCUCUCCGUGGACUUCGCCGUCCACUACGGCGUGGCGUACCGGCUGGCCCACGAGCCCGACCGCGAGGGGAAGGUGAUUUUCUCCCUCAGCCGCAUGGGCUCCGCCAUCGCCAUGGCGGCGCUGACCACCUUCGUGGCCGGCGCCAUGAUGAUGCCCUCCACCGUCCUGGCCUACACCCAGCUGGGCACGUUCAUGAUGCUGAUCAUGUGCGUCAGCUGGGCCUUCGCCACCUUCUUCUUCCAGUGCAUGUGCCGCUGCCUCGGCCCCCAGGGCACCUGCGGCCAGAUCCCCCUGCCCAAAAAGAUGCAGUGUCAGGAUUUCUCCGAGGUCACGGCCCUGAGCCCCCCCCCUCCGCCGCAAGGCAACGCCUCCGUCCUGGGGAAGUACCAGCUGGAGGGCAGGGGUGCGGAGGUGGAGCAUUACGAGUUGGAGCCCCUGGCCGCCGGUCAGAAGACGGAAGAUGUCCCCAGAGAGGAGGAGGAGCAGGAGGAGCAGGAGGCGCGUGCCCCGCUCCCCAAUGGAGUCCCUCCUCACCCCCACAGCCACUUCAAGUGCCAAACCGAGACCGGCCUCGUGAGCACGCCGUCCAGGUGUCCGUACUCUCCGCCUCCUGGCUGCUCCUGCGGGGGGGACCCCUCUCCUGCUCAGCACCCGUCCCAGCAGUGGACCCCCCCCCCCCAGGACUCUCCCUCCUGCCCCUCCAGCCCACAGCUCCUCCCGCCCUCAGGAACAACUCCGGGUGCCCAACACCCCCCCCUGUUCCCUACCAACCUGGAGUGCCGUGUGCACUAUGUCCACUGCCCCCCCGCCGGCCAUUUCCACCACUGCUCCCAGGGGAGAGUGGUGGCCCCCAGGCAAGGGCCCGCCCACAGCUGCCAUCUCAGGAAGUAUUGCGUCCACACUGCAAACCUGCAGGCCGGUUCGGCCAGAGAGCCGAGAUCCACGACCGCGUCUUUGGACCCGGGCUCGGAGCCUGCGGUCCACGAGGACGACCGAAGACGCGAAGUGGGGCCCUCGAGCGACGACCGAAGACACGGAGUGGGGCCCUCGAGCCUCGACGGCAGACAACACACCGGCACCCCGGCCCUGACACGAGCCCAGACCCGGUGCCCCUCACCGGGCUCGCCGCACACAAGCAGACACGAAAGACAGACGGGAAGGAACGGCGACCGUUGUCGCGCCGACGACCUGACCGAUCCAGCCCCACAAACGGACGCUUGUCGUCGAGCCCCUGGCCGCCAGGAGGAGCUCCGCAGUAUUCCCGUCGCACAGGAGGAAAGCGUCAAAAGGUGCAAGCGGAGCUCCAAGAGGCAGCGGGCGUCCACCGCCUCCCCAAAGAAACUCUCCUGCUUCAACAGGACGCUGAAGCUGAAGCGCGCCUCGGCCUCGGAGGUCGACGCGCCGAGAACUGAAGCCGUCGCGCCUCCGAUUGCAAGAACCGCCAAUCCCUCUUCUGAAAGCUUAUGCUGAGGAUGAAUUGAUAUUUUAAUAAACACUCGAUUCAGAUCAAUAAGAAACAAGAAGAAAUAAAAGGAGCGGCGCGUACAAUGUCGGUCUGUGCAAUCAAACGAGGUGUGUGAUGCGUUUGAGGACCAGGCGCCUCAAACGGCACGGGCCCACUGACCAUCGUCCGUCUCUUUUCACGUGCCACGUUAUGCGUUUGAUUUUACACUGUUGCUGAAGCUUUAUAAUUAUGAUCUGUCCCCCCCCCCCCCAAAGCAGCGCCAUGGAGUUUUUGCUGACUACAGUGUUAAAUGUUCUCGUACAGCAGGAAAUGGCAUAUCGUACAUAUUGUGAUAUUGUGAGUAAGCGUCAGAUAUGACAUCACAUCAGCCGUAACAAAAAGUGUGCCACAUUUUUUACAAUCUGGUUGUCGCCGGACACUUUUUACAUCUAUUUUUUAUUUUAUUUGUGGGAGCCGAGUGUAAAAUCCUCAGAUUAAAGAUGUACUGUAUGAUUAAAAUGUCUUUAUUUUA